CGGUCACCCUAUAAGCUAUCGAUAUCUGACAUAUGUAAUGACGGUGCAACAUUCACAAUACGUGUAAUCUCACACAGAGGUUAUUGUACCCGGAAAAUUCUGACUUUUGUCUGCCAAAGAAAAUAAGGUACUUCCCCCCCCCCCCCCCCAAUUUAUAUGGUAUUUAAGAAUCGAUGGAUGGACACAGUCUGUAAUAAUGAGUGAGGGGGAGAACCUGAUCGACGUGAGCGAUCCCAAUUUUUAUCAGAGUUUCAAGACGCCUAUCUUCAAAGCGGCACAAGAGGGCGACCUUCCAAGAAUUCAGGAAUGUCUCCGAUUGUUCUCAAAAGAGGAAGUGAAAUGGCUAGUUUCUCAAGUUGUGGAAAAAACAACGCCGCUGAUUGUUGCCAGUCGAAAUGGCCACCUGGAUGUCGUGAAUUAUUUUCUUGAGAAAUGCAAGGCCGACGUCGAGCAAGUUGGGUCGGUGACGUUUGAUGGGGAGACAAUAGAGGGCGCCCCAGCAUUGUGGUGCGCAGCUGCGGCGGGCCACUUUACAACAGUCCAGAGUUUGAUGCAGCAUGGCGCCAGGGUGAAUCAAACGACAUUCUCCAACUCCACACCACUGCGAGCUGCUUGUUUUGAUGGCCAUUUUGACAUCGUCAAGCAUCUUGUCGAGAAUGGGGCCGACAUUGAACUUGCCAAUCGCCAUGGCCACACAUGCCUGAUGAUAUCCUGCUACAAGGGCCACUAUGAAAUCGCAGAGUUCUUACUGUCACUUCAUGCAGAUGUGAAUCGGAAAAGUAUCCGUGGCAACACAGCAUUGCACGACUGUGCGGAAUCCGGAAGUCUAGAUAUCAUGAAGCUUCUGUUGAAACACAGUGCAGUGAUGGAAGACGAUGCUUAUGGCAUGACGCCAAUCAAAGCAGCAGCAGUUGCCGGCCACACUAACAUCGUGGACUACCUGGUCACGCAUCCAAAUGUUCCGAAAAUAGAGAAGGUUGAAUCUCUAGAAUUGUCGGGCGCAACUGCCGUUGACAAGAAACGAGACAUGCAUCAGGCACUCCGAUACUGGCAGCGUGCACUAGACGAACGAAACAGCGACCCUGCAAACGUAAUCAAAAAGGCACCAAAAAAAGCAAUUCCAGCUUACGAGUGUACCAUUGAAGUCGAUUCAUCAAAAGAUUUAGAAAACUUGGUGGGAGAUCCCGAUGAAAUGCGUAUGCAAGCAUUGCUGAUCCGUGAGAGAAUCUUAGGCCCAACCCACCCUGACACAACCUACUAUAUACGAUACAGAGGAGCUGUUUAUGCAGACUCCGGUAACUUUGAUCGGUGCAUUACGUUAUGGAUGUAUGCUCUGGAUAUGCAACAGCAGGCGCUGGAACCCCUGAAUCCAAUGACACAGAGCAGCUUGCUAUCCUUCGCUGAACUGUUUGCCUACAUGCUGUCUGAACGAAACGGAGAGAGGGUCUGCAACGACCUCCAGUUCAGAACCGUCUCCAUCAUCUACUUGAAGGGAAUCUCUGAGAUCAAACGCGGAAUGGAGGAGACGCCCAUCGGUCCUCAGACAGAGAAGGAUGCUGGCAAUUUCAACCGAGCUCUCUUGAUCAUAAUGCAUCUGAUGUGUCUGAUUGCCAAGCUAGAUGGCACAGAGGAAGAUGAAGAAGAAGUCCGACAGGCCACGUACCAAUUCCUCAAACUCAAACCAUCUGGACUCAAAGGAGCCACGCCCCUGCAUCUAGCAGUUGAUGAUUCCACAUCAUCAGUUGGACGCUAUCCAGUAUGCAAAUUCCCAGACAUCAAAGUUCUUCACUUGCUGCUUGCAUGCGGGGCCAACGUGAACGCAUUUGACGCCCAUGGGAAUAGACCUCUACACAUCGCUGCAAAUGUAUCCUCGGAUAGUCAAGUCAAGCACGAUCGUGGAGACACCCUGAGGAUGCUUCUAGACCAUGGAGCACAUCUAGAUUGUCGGAAUAAAGAUGGCAAAGCUGCCCUUGAUCUGUUGGGAGAUGCCUUGUGUGACAUCUCACCAUUGAACUACACAACCUUGCAGUGUCUUACUGCAAGAGCGGUCAUAAGGCAUAGGCUGAAAUACAUUGGUAUUGUUCCCAAAAGAUUGGAGGAAUUUGUCCAAAUACAUUAGAUGCUACCGAGCCAAAAUUGAACAGUUGUUGUGUUGCAUGAUUAGUGCAAUGUUACAUCAUUGACUUGGAUAAUAGAACUACAUGUACGACGUGUAAAUUUAUCAUUUGAUCUCAAAAUAGAGAUACAUGUAUCUAUUGAUAUCUAUUUCUAAGGCCAAAAAAAAAAAGUCUCCGGUUUCUGGUAUGGAGCUUGC
Patiria miniata (bat star) is the source of this 2314-nucleotide messenger RNA. RefSeq names its product protein fem-1 homolog C-like. The record is from RefSeq and is a predicted model, not a curated record. The transcript has a single exon. The coding region runs from base 197 to 2119 and encodes 640 amino acids. Lineage: Eukaryota; Metazoa; Echinodermata; Asteroidea; Valvatida; Asterinidae. Gene Ontology annotation, molecular function: protein binding.